Helobdella robusta is the source of this 1479-nucleotide messenger RNA. RefSeq lists its product as hypothetical. The transcript has 3 exons. Bases 1 to 1479 code for a protein of 492 amino acids. The record is from RefSeq and is a predicted model, not a curated record. Lineage: Eukaryota; Metazoa; Annelida; Clitellata; Rhynchobdellida; Glossiphoniidae.
AUGGCUCAAGAAUUAAGCCCCGUUAACUUCAAAUCAGAUCGAGUUUCUUCAUUAAUUGGAUUUAGUGAGACACCGCACGCAAUUUUACAGUCCAAUUCCGUGACUCCCCCGUCAACACUUACAUCACAUUUAUCUUCACUGUCAUCAUCGUCGUCAUCUUCGUCCUCAUCAUACACAUCCCAAAAUCGCAAAUCAACCUCUCCCCGCUCAACAUACCUCGUAACAUUGAUGGCUUCCAUCAACAGCGACAAAUCGGACGUUCAUAUCAAUGCUGACAGCAUCUUGGAGGAACACUUAUCAAGAAUUUGGGAAGACAGCGGGAUAUCAUCAUCGCCAUCGCCACCCCCAUCAUUAACAGAUCAACAGCUACCUUCAUUACAACAACCGCAACAGUUCCAACAAAUGCUACAAAAUAAUUUUCUCAACAGAUUAUCUCAGAACCAGAAAUAUCAGCAUCAGUCGUCACAUGCACACAACACUACUUCGCCAAUGUCUUUAGUCUCACUUCACUACCAACAACAGCCGCUACAAAUUAAAACCGAGCCGCUCCAUCUCACUGAAACAAACAAAACUACUAAUUACUUCUCGCUAGAUGGCAAACUUUACAACUGCAAUGACGCGACGAUACAUCAAAAGCAAAAAUUUUCAAAUCUAGUUAACAUUAAUAGCUGGGUUAGCAACACCAACCGUGAUAGACAAAUCGUGCCGCAACCAACAUCUCCAGCUUGGAAUCCGAAACAUAUCAACGGAAAGGAUCUUAUUUUCAAUCCACAAUUGAACACUUUCAAUUCAAUCUCAAUGAUAAAACCUUCCAUGAACAAUUUCCUCGAAGACCAAGAAAACAUCAGUUUCGACAACGACGACGACAACAACAACAACAACAACGGUGUUGGAAAUUUCAAUGAUGGCAACAGCGGAUUUUCAGCCUCAACAUUACCCUCACCAACUUCUUCAUCUCAGAUCACAAAACCUGCUCUCUCAUCUUCUUCGCAGUUAAUAAAAUGCUUCUGGUGCAACUCUAUCGAGAACGUCAGCGAUUGUUUAGAUUUGUGUGAAGGAAUGGACGUGAACAAUUCAUCAACAGAACCUUUGUCGACAUUCAACUCGACACAAUUUUGCAACUCUCUUAACCGUUCUUCAACAUCUCCUCUAGUGAGCAACAGCAAAAACUCAACGGAAAAUAUGUCAAUGUUCUUGGCAGGUGAUAAAACCUCAAAUAAUUCUUGUUUAGGUUUUUCCAAAAAUAAUUCAAUUAGUAUUUCUAAUUCCGACAACACGGUCAACAACAACUAUUUUGCUUUUUCGCAAAUUGUUAAGAGCAAGGAAUGCAACACGUCAUUAUCGUCUCCAUCAUCUCAUUCAGUGGCCACAUCGUCGUCUUCGUCAUCGUCUGCAUCUUUUCCAUCGUCUGCAGAUCAGCACACCGCUACACCAUAUUGUUGCUGCAAAAAUCACAACCUAUAUAUAAAUGGCAGGUGA